This is a messenger RNA of Umbelopsis ramanniana AG, 183 nucleotides long. RefSeq lists its product as uncharacterized. The coding region runs from base 1 to 183 and encodes 60 amino acids. Lineage: Eukaryota; Fungi; Mucoromycota; Umbelopsidomycetes; Umbelopsidales; Umbelopsidaceae. The record is from RefSeq and is a predicted model, not a curated record. The transcript has a single exon.
AUGCGACAUCUUACGAUCAGGACAUCACCUAUGGCUAGCUCGGUGCAACCACGGACGAUCUUAACGCCCAAUGCCGAAAAUCUUUUGUGUUCACUUCUGACAUCUGUUUUACUUUCAAGAGAUCCCAAUUUAUUUCAUUUCCUUUUAUGUACUUUUCUUUGUUUGAACUCACGGCCGAACUGA